Molecule: messenger RNA, 1765 nt
Organism: Trichophyton rubrum CBS 118892
Lineage: Eukaryota; Fungi; Ascomycota; Eurotiomycetes; Onygenales; Arthrodermataceae
Exons: 2
Coding region: 1-942 (313 amino acids)
Molecular function (GO): iron ion binding; monooxygenase activity; heme binding
Source: RefSeq, a predicted model, not a curated record
AUGUUCGUUGACUACAUCCGGGCGGCCUUGACACAGCCAAUCAACAUAAUACCGGCUAUCAUCAUUCUCUUCAUUAUCUUCAAAGUCCGAGCGUGGUCCAAGGACGAUGGCAUCCCGUCUGUUAAAUCAAAUAUUCCAAUUGUUGGAAACCUCCUCGACUAUGCUAAGGAUAUGGAAAAAUAUGUCCGUGAGUCCGGGAAGAAAUACGGACAGGUCUUUCAGAUCAACCUCCUCCUUACGAACACAAUCUGGCUUAACAGCCCUGCCUUAAAUAAAGAAUAUCUUUUUGCCCGCGAGGACGUUUGGUCAUUUGGUGACGGCAUGGGAGUGUUCCUAAACAAGGUCGUUGUCCCAAACUUCUUCGACCAGCUUCGUGUUCUUGUUGGAUCACUUAGCAGAGGAAUUUCCAACAAUGCAGCUAUCUCGCAUUAUACAAAUUUAGCUGGCAUCGAAACCGAGAAGGCAAUUUCCAACUGGGCCAACCGCAAGGAGCCUUUGAACCUUUUCAAGGACACCUCUUACAUCGUACACAAAAUUAUUGUCCAGUGCAUGAUGGGUCCAGACUUCUACGAUGCCGCUGAUGAGCUUUUUGACCUUCUUCAUGUCAUGGAAGCGAAUCUUGGUAGCAUCUGGAACUUCAUUCUCCCUGAAUGGCUCCCUCAUCCAGCCGCUAAGAAGCUAUGGGCUGCCCGUGACCGUACGAAGGAGAUAUUCAAUGUCCGUCUUGCUGCUCGUGAAAAGGAGCCGGAGAAAUGGAAGAAAGAACUGGACUACAUUUCAUACACCCUCCGUGACCCUGUCACUGCUCAUCUAAAGGACAAAUACAGUGCCCUUCACACAGUUCUCAUGUUUGCUGCCCACACAAGCACUGUUGCCGGCGUUGCCUGGACUAUCAUUGAGGUGAGAAUCCCCAUGCUCUCUUCCAGUGGUUUAAAUUGCUAACUAGGCUUAGCUUCUCAAAAACCCUCAAUAUAUCGAGCGUCUUCGCAAAGAACUAGCUGCCAACCCGAACCCAGAGGAAUCCGAGUUCCUCAGUGCCCUGAUGAAAGAAACUGUCCGCCAUUACGUGGCAUUCAACGAUCUCCGCUUCACCCGCCAACCUAAGACUCUUACUAACACAAAUUCCAAGAAGCCGAUUACUAUCCCCGCUGGUACCAUGGUAUCUAUCUCUCCUUAUAUCACCCAUCAUGACCCAAGCAUCUGGGAAAAUCCCAACGAGUAUCUUCCUGAGCGUUGGAUUGAUGAGCCAAACCUCCAGAAAAAGAUGAACGAGGGCAACAACAUCCGCUAUCUACCAUUUGGUGCAGGGAGUCAUCGUUGUCCUGGAGAGAAGAUGGCGUUGAUGAUGAUGAGGACUAUUGUUGCCAAGAUUGUUAUGACCUGUGAUAUGGAUUGGCCCGCUGGCGAGGCUAACCAAAACACCACUGACUUGGACUUCGCUAAGAUUGGAAGCCCAUGGCUCAAGGGUGACAUUCGCGUUAAAAUCCAACCCAAGAGGAAGUAGAUUCUUCUUCCCAUUCCUUUAUCAAGGAGGCGAGCGAUGGGGAAAAAAAAUAGAUAUCUCUAAUUUUAUUUACGAAGUAUUGACAUUGGUUGUUAUUUUUCUGCAUUUAAUGUUAUACAUAUAUUUAGUCACGUUAUUCAAUCACCUCUCUCUACUCGUCCAACUGUUCUUAAUAAAGCUUUGUAUGGAUAUUUUCGAUUAUUGAGUACUAUUAGCCUGAAACAUCGAUAGUCCAUAGUUUCUAAUGCAAUGUAAUACAAC